UCUUGUGGUAUUUUCACUUUUGUAUUUUUGUACUUUAAAGGUUUCAGGAAUAAAGGAACUGACAGUUAAGCAUGUCGCAUUUCGGAAAGGUAUACAUAAACUUUAUGCUUCUGAUGUUCGUGCCAUCUGCAACAGCGAGGACACGCAGAUAUUCUAAAUUUGAUGUAUCAAAUGUUAGGUAUAUGGAUAUUCUUCAGCUUCAUUUGAGCACUCCCAGGGUACAGUGUGUUGCAUUGUGUGAUGGAACGGAAGGGUGUUCGUCCGUCAAUCAUAACUCGGAUACGGACAGGUGUGAACUUGCCGCCCACAUUCCUAGAGUCCUGGCUCCAACAACAGUAACUGAAACCAACUGGAUGAUCUAUUAUCACGAUCCCCUUAUUCGUGGUGUUAAUGCAUGGCAAAAUUCGACAUAUGUUGACGGUCAUCAAGUUUUUCUGACAGCAGACUUGGCCAUCGAUGGUAACUACGCAAACAUCCCCGCGGCUCAUGGCUUACCCUGCGCUCAUACCGAUAACCCCUACUCUUACUGGGCGAUGGAAUUUGAGCGUUUUGCAGAAGUGUCUUACGCCAAUAUUUAUUUCAGAAGCGAUUCAUUAAAUAACAGAAACUCAAACAUACGUCUGUUGAUAUCGACAACAAGAUUUGAUUCUGACAACAACCUCGGCACAGACUGCGCCACCUACGUUGGGCCUCCACAACAGCCUGCAUUACCGGUCAAGAUCACAUGCACUCGACCUCAAAACAUCAGUAAAACUAACGAUGAUAAUGACGAUGUAAUGACAGAUGAUGAUGAUGAUGAUGCUGAUGAUGAUGAUUGUGGUGAUGAUAUUGAUAACAGUGGUGAUAAUGAAAGUGAUGAUUGUGAUGAUGAUGUUAAUGAUGAUUUCGAUGGUAAUGAUAACGAUGAUUAUCUGGUGUUGUUUGGUGAUGCUGGUGAUAGUAAUGGUGGUGAUAAAAAUGCAGAUGAUGAUUAUUGUUGUGGUUGUGAUGAUGGUGGUGGCGGUGGUUGUGGUGAUGAUGAUGGUGAUGAUGAUGAUUAG
Molecule: messenger RNA, 1040 nt
Organism: Mercenaria mercenaria
Lineage: Eukaryota; Metazoa; Mollusca; Bivalvia; Venerida; Veneridae
Exons: 5
Coding region: 72-1040 (322 amino acids)
Source: RefSeq, a predicted model, not a curated record